AUGGAGAAGCUGGCCAGUGCUUUGCGCAGCGUGGCGCCAGAGUUGGUGAUUUCCACUCUUUUUGUCUUCGUCUCGGUGGAUGCAGCUGUGUCUGCCAACCAUUGCCUCGAAGGCUGCCACGCCCAUGGUGGAGGCCUGUCCAGGCGACUGAUGGGCACGCCAUGCCCGCCACCGACAUUCAGCGUGCAGGUCUCUCUUGCCACGGGCUUCGCAGCAGCAGUUGCCAGCAGCUUCACCUACAAGCCCAAGGGCAUGAUGGGCGAGGGCAACUUCGGCUGCCACUUCAAUCCUGCUGUGACGCUGGCACUGGCCCUGCGAGGGAAGCUUCGCCCGCUGCGCGCAGCUGAGCUAAUCCUGGCACAGCUGUUUGCGUCUGUCCUCGCUGCGGCCCUGGUCACGGCCGUGGUGGGCCUGCGAUGCCUGCAGCAGGACUUCGACAUGAUGACGCAAGAGAUGUCCCCUCCCGGGUCGCGCAUACUACUGCAGGCCAUCCUGAACCUGCUACUCAUCUUGGUCGCCCUCUGGUCACACGAGCGGCAAGGGUCCAUGUCAGUGCCGGUCUUCGUGGGCUUCUCUUACAUCGCUGUCAGUCUGGUUGGGCUCCAGCAAUUAGGGUUCGAUCUGCCGAACAUACUGCGCUCCUUUGGCCUCCUGGUCAUCGGGGUGAGGAACUGGGCCUGCGUUUGGACCACGAUGCUUGGUUCCCUUUCUGGUGUCAUCAUCGCCGUCGUGCUGGACCACAGCGUGUUUGGAGCGGAAGACUCGGAGACUGCAGACAUGGAGCACAGUGACGAGGGCGCCUAA
This is a messenger RNA of Symbiodinium sp. CCMP2456, 804 nucleotides long. NCBI's taxonomy places the organism in Eukaryota, Dinophyceae, Suessiales, Symbiodiniaceae. The record is from the annotation of a GenBank genome assembly.